AUGGACAAAACCUGGAAACUUGAUUCCUUCAAUACCUUCUUGUCUUCAUUGGUCAGGAUUGCUUCUGCUACUGCAUUUUCAGGCUCGUCUGAUUUCCAACAAUGCCUGCUGCUUUCUUUCUUGGCUUCAUCUUCUGCCCAAAUCUGUCGUAGCCAAAGGUUUCCAGAUAACAGGCAAUAUGACAACUGCAACGACCUUCCGACCUUGAACUGUUUCCUCCACUGGACAUAUGAUCAAGCCGCUGGCACCCUCGAUGUCGCGCUUAGACACACCGGAACCACCGACUCGACGUGGUUGACCUGGGGCCUCAACCCUUCGGGUCCAAGAAUGCAGGGUACCCACGCUUUGGCCGCCUUUGUCAACUCCAGUGGCGUGGCUCAGGCUUACACAACAUCCAUUGACACCAUGAGCCCCACCAUGCAAUCGAGUGCUUUGAGCUUUGAGGUUCUCAUCCUUUCAGCAAGGUUUGAGAACCAGGAGAUGAUGAUAUUCGAUGUUCUGAGGAUCUCCGAAAGCUGGUCAUCAACCAGCCAGGUUUGGCAAAAAGGUCAGGCCAAUAACGGGCGACUAGGGAUUCAUUCUCUUUCAGGGGCCAACCUCCAAUCCGCUGGAAGUGUCAAUUUCCUCACCGGACAAUCUGGAGGGAGCUCAGGCAGUUCAAGAACUCGAAGAAGAAACGUUCAUGGAGUUUUGAACACGAUGAGCUGGGGAAUCUUGAUGCCCUUGGGAGCCAUAACAGCUAGGUACAUGAAGGUGUUCAAAUCAGCAGACCCGACAUGGUUUUAUCUCCACGUUGCUUGCCAAACUUCGGCCUACGCCGUGGGUGUUGCAGGUUGGGUUACUGGCAUUAGGCUCGGUAGUGAUUCUCCUGGUAUUACACACAAUCCUCAUCGGAACAUCGGUAUCGCCCUCUUCUGCCUCGAUACUCUUCAGGUGUUUGCUUUGCUUCUGAGGCCAAACAAUGAUCACAAAUACAGAAUGUAUUGGAACAUCUACCAUCAUUCCGUUGGUUACACUGUCAUCAUCUGCAUCAUCAUCAAUAUCUUUGAAGGAUUCGACAUCCUUAAACCCGAUGACCAUUGGGAGAGAAUCUACAUUGGAAUUCUCAUAUUUUUGGGCAUUGUUGCCACUUCGUUGGAAGUAUUCACUUGGUACGUUGUUCUGAAAAGGAAGAAGAAAGGGUCUGAUAAGCACUCUCACAACAUCAACGGAGCCAAUGGAGUGAGGGGACAGGAGGUGUAACAAUUUUGUAGAUGUUACAUAUACUAUUAGCAGUGUAUAGUUAUAUAUUUGUUGUCAGUCUAUUACACCAUGUGUUUUGGAUGACAAUCACAUUCACAU
Molecule: messenger RNA, 1341 nt
Organism: Hibiscus syriacus
Lineage: Eukaryota; Viridiplantae; Streptophyta; Magnoliopsida; Malvales; Malvaceae
Product: cytochrome b561 and DOMON domain-containing protein At5g35735-like
Exons: 5
Coding region: 1-1242 (413 amino acids)
Source: RefSeq, a predicted model, not a curated record